Calliphora vicina (urban bluebottle blowfly) is the source of this 1013-nucleotide messenger RNA. RefSeq names its product retinaldehyde-binding protein 1. Gene Ontology annotation, molecular function: phosphatidylinositol bisphosphate binding. The transcript is spliced from 5 exons. Lineage: Eukaryota; Metazoa; Arthropoda; Insecta; Diptera; Calliphoridae. Bases 78 to 884 code for a protein of 268 amino acids. The record is from RefSeq and is a predicted model, not a curated record. Gene Ontology annotation, cellular component: membrane.
AAUACGAGUAUCUUUUAAAAAAAAAACUAACGGAUUUAUAGUAGCAAGUCGCUCACAAACCAACUAAAAAUAAAAAUAUGUCAAUGUUAGAUAUGACAUAUACAUUCUCAUUGGAUCAAAAACGGAAGAUUCAAUGUUUAAGAGAAAAAAUCGAAAACAGCAAUGAUUUGAGCGUCGGAAAUGAGGAUAUUUUCAUGUCAAAAUUUUUAUUCUAUGGCAAUUGGGAUGUUGAAAAGGCGUAUGCAAGUGUAAAACGUUAUUAUGAUUUUAAGGCUGCCCAUCCCAAAUGGUUGGCUCAUCACACAGUGGCAUAUUUUCGUGAAGAAUUUUUGGAUAUUAAAGCAAAAUUUCUUAUGCCCUUGCCUGAUAAAAUGGGUAGACCUAUUGUCAUUUUUAAAUCGGUUGACUGCUUUAGCAAAUAUCCUAACUACAUGCAGGAUCUCAUUGAAAUGGAUGAUUUAGUUUUUGAAUCAUUACUGUUGAUACCUCAAGUGCAGGAACAUGGAAUAACAAUUAUUUUCGAUAUAAAUGGAAUUACCCGGAAUUUUUUACCCAUGUUAUCACCACGUUUGGGCCGUUUAAUAAAUGAGAAAAAUAAAAUUCUACCCUUUUCUCAAAGAUACAUUCAUAUCAUUCAAAGUGGGUUUCUAAAGAAUGCCGCCUCAUCAAUGAUAAUGCCAUUUUUAAGUCGAGAUUUCAAAGAGCACAUUUUUACACAUGAUGGAAAAAAUUUUAAUAAACUGCGAAAUAUGGUUGGUUAUGAAUAUCUACCAGCUGAAUAUGGUGGACCAAGCACGAAUCAUUUAACUGUGGAUAUAUUAUUAAAUCAUUUAUUAAAGCAUUCAGAGUAUUUGUUGAAAUUACAAACCUACAAGAAAAAUUGAGCAAAUGUAUUUGUUUUGUAAUUAAAUAAAUUUAUUAUGCUUUUCAUAACAUGCUUAUUCUAAUUGUAAAUAAAUAUUGGAAAUAAAUUUCUUUUAUAAAUUCUGCCUCAAGCUUAAUAAAUUAUAACU